AUUUGCAUGCUUUCUACUCUUGCAUGCAAGCUCAGAACGCCUCUGACGCGUUAAUGUGCAAAAUCUUCCCCUCUACUCUCCAAGGUAAUGCCCGAACUUGGUAUUACAGUUUACCUCCGAGGUCAAUUAGCUCUUAUACAGAAAUGGCAUCUGCCUUUGCCACUAAGUUUUCCAGUAGAAAGUUGAUCAGGAAAACUACUUCUGAGCUGAUGCGAGUUAAACAGAGGGAUGGAGAAUCUCUGAAGAACUAUAUGAGCAGGUUCAAUGAUGCAAUUUUAGAGGUUAGUUCCUUUGAUCAAGCUGUGGGAAUUGCAGCUGUGAUCUCCGGUCUCAAGCAUGACAGGUUCAGAGAUAGUUUGAUCAAACAUGUUGCCACCACCUUUAGCGAGGUGAACGAUAGGAAAAGGAUGAGGAUGGCGCAGAACCGAGGUCCGAUGUUAACCUCCCCACCGAGAUUCGGAAGGCCGAACUCAACAUCCCCACAACAAUCUGCAGGUAAACCUCCAGUUAAUUGGACUCCCUUUAAUCUGCCGAGGUCACAAAUUUUUAUGCAGAUCAAGAAUAAGAUGGAUUUAAGGCGUCCUGGCCCAAUGAAAACUGCUGCUGCUAGUCGAGACCACACCAGAUAUUGUGAUUUUCAUCAAGAUCACGGCCAUACUACAGAGCAGUGCAACAGCUUAAAAGAACAGAGGCCACAGGCCCAAGGAGUCCGCAAUCCCCCAAAUAGGCAAGGUGUGGGAUAUCAGCAAACCCCACCUCCGCUCCCAACCCCAGCCAAAAUCAUACACAUGAUUACGGGAGGCCUUGAAGCAGGUGGAAUGAGCUCUAAGCAGCGAAAGCUGUAUGUCAGAGAGAUUAAACAUCAAAACCGGGCUCAGAAGCGGAAGAUUGAUGAUGCUGAGUGGAAAAAUCAACCCAUUACUUUCACGUCUGCUGAUCUCGAUACAGUUGUUACACCCCACAAUGAUCCCUUGGUCACUUCUAUCAUGAUUAAUAACUGUGAAGUACACCGUGUCCUUGUUGACACCGGGAGUGCACCAGACAUCAUGUACUUCCACUGUUUCGAGAGUCUGGGACUGGAUCCAGCACUGUUGUAGAAGUAUGAUGGUCCUAUCUAUGGCUUCAACAACCAGCCUGUUCCGGUAGAAGGAGUUCUUACCCUCCAUGUGGCUUUUGGGAGUGGCAGGACCUAUGUGAC
Messenger RNA from Rubroshorea leprosula, 1198 nucleotides. The record is from the annotation of a GenBank genome assembly. NCBI's taxonomy places the organism in Eukaryota, Viridiplantae, Streptophyta, Magnoliopsida, Malvales, Dipterocarpaceae.